AUGUCGUCGUCCUCCUCCUCCACUGCGGCGGCAGAGAACGACAAAUAUGAGGUGCUGGAGAGGAUUGGAAGUGGCUCCUUUGGAGUCAUCCGCAAGGUCAAGCGCAAGUCAGAUGGAUUUAUUCUCUGCCGGAAGGAAAUCAACUACAUCAAGAUGUCCCAGAAAGAACGGGAACAGCUCACGGCCGAAUUCAAUAUCCUGAGUUCCCUGAGACACCCCAACAUCGUCGCCUACUACCACCGAGAACACCUCAAGGCCACGCAAGACCUGUAUCUCUACAUGGAAUACUGCGGGGGCGGUGACCUGGGCAUGGUCAUCAAGAACCUCAAGGCCACGAACAAAUAUGCGGAAGAGGAGUUUGUUUGGCGUGUUCUGUCCCAAUUGGUGACCGCUCUGUAUCGCUGCCACUAUGGAGUCGACCCUCCACCUGUGGGAUCGAACAUCCUGGGACCGGUCCCAAAGCAACAGGGUCUCAAGGGGAAGCAGGCGCAGGUCAUGAUCUUGCAUCGCGAUCUCAAGCCGGAAAAUAUCUUCCUGGGAAGUGAUAACACUGUCAAGCUGGGUGACUUUGGGCUGUCCAAAUUGAUGCAAUCCCACGACUUUGCGUCCACGUAUGUCGGCACUCCUUUCUACAUGUCUCCCGAGAUCUGUGCGGCCGAAAAGUAUACCCUGCACUCGGAUAUCUGGGCCGUGGGUUGCAUCAUGUAUGAGCUUUGCCAGAAGCAGCCACCUUUCAACGCAAAGACCCAUAUUCAGUUGGUGCAGAAGAUCCGGGAGGGCAAGUUCGCACCACUGCCAGACUUCUACUCCUCCGAGUUGAAGAACGUCAUUGCAAGCUGCCUACGUGUCAACCCUGAGCACCGCCCGGACACGGCUGCCCUGCUGAAUCUUCCUAUCAUUCGAUUGAUGCGAAAGGAGAGGGAGCUUCUCGAUCAAGAGAAGAAUUUGAAGAAACGUGAAGAGGCAGUGACCCAAAAGGCGAAGGAACUGGAGCAGAAGUUGGCCAAUUUCGAAAAGGAAAAGGCUGAAGCCCGAAAUGAGAUCGAGAACACCGUUCGCCGAGAAUGGGAAGUUAAGGCGCGGCUGGAAAUUGAUCGUCAAGUUCAGAUGGAACUUGACAGGCUUCGCAAGCGAUUCGAACUGGAGGUACAAGAAAGAGUUGCCGCGGAGUUGGAGAAACUGAACAAGAACGCUGGCAUCCAGCAAAAUCAGGACUAUGCCUCUAUGGUUCCUCAGCAUGGAGCCUCAGCGUCUUCAGCCAGUGCCGGCGAGGACUCGGAUUUCCCCUCGACCACUGAUUUGAGUGAACUAUCCUUGGAUUCGCCUUCCUCCAACAAGAAUAAGCCCGGCAAGAAAGAGACCCGGACUCCUUUCAGUCGUGCCAAGACCGCGAUCGACUCGCCGGUUGAUGUCCAGAUGGCCGAACCCUCCCCGAUCUCGAUAGCGUCCCUAUCUCUGUCUCCGCGUCGUACUGGCACGCUCUCUUCUGCUUCUAAGAACAUCUUCGCGGAGGAAAGGCCGAAAUGGGAGCCGACGAUGGCGUGCUCGGAUGAUGACGAGGAUAUUCCUGAUCUGCCAUCGCCUACUCGGCCCAAAGUGAAGCCUGAUCCCUUCAAGGCCCCCAGACGUCCUCUGCUUCGGCAGAAUACCGCGGCGAUGAUGCAGAAAUUAAGCAACCAGCCUUCGCUCUUUCCAACGGGAACCUCCCGGCUUCCUCAUCCGGGCUCGAUGAACUCAGGGCCGUCCCAGCCUGAAGGGCGUCAAGCCGUUGGCGAGACAAAGCCCAGGUCGCCCAACCGGCGGUUGUCCAAGAUCCCAUCCUCGACCAACCUUGCUGCCGAUGCAAACUCCCCCACGCGGAAAAAUGGAACCAAGCAGCUUAGCUCUAAAGCCAAUGGUGGUGGUGAAGAAAUGUUCAAGGCUGUUAUGCAACGCAAUAUGGGAGGUCGCACCCUGGUCGAACUUGCCCAGGCCAGGGCUGGUGGUCGUCCCAUCGAUGAUACGAAACGCAUUUCGAGUGAUUCGAAUGUUAACGCUGGAGGUCGCCCCUCGAAUGCCAGCGACCGAGACCCUCCUGCUACCUGGGAUCCCGAGACGGAGGAAAUGCCCAGCCCUUUCCUAACUCGAGGCAACAAGGUCAUCCGGAAUUUGAGAUAG
Molecule: messenger RNA, 2157 nt
Organism: Rasamsonia emersonii CBS 393.64
Lineage: Eukaryota; Fungi; Ascomycota; Eurotiomycetes; Eurotiales; Trichocomaceae
Product: Non-specific serine/threonine protein kinase
Exons: 4
Coding region: 1-2157 (718 amino acids)
Biological process (GO): protein phosphorylation; chromosome segregation
Cellular component (GO): centrosome; nucleus; cytoplasm
Molecular function (GO): protein kinase activity; ATP binding
Source: RefSeq, a predicted model, not a curated record